Molecule: messenger RNA, 1259 nt
Organism: Aspergillus campestris IBT 28561
Lineage: Eukaryota; Fungi; Ascomycota; Eurotiomycetes; Eurotiales; Aspergillaceae
Product: kinase domain protein
Exons: 6
Coding region: 1-1101 (366 amino acids)
Biological process (GO): regulation of mRNA processing; protein phosphorylation; spliceosomal complex assembly
Molecular function (GO): protein kinase activity; ATP binding
Source: RefSeq, a predicted model, not a curated record
AUGCCAAGAGCAAGAGCAAUGUUUUCCAGGUUAAAGCCGUUGAUCACCCGGCAUCCAACCACCACCCACAGUCGCUGCAUGGCUAAAGAGGAGACCCUCCCAUUCUACAAACCAGACCAGUUCUAUCCCGUCCACACAGGCGAGCUUCUCCACGCAACGUACCAAGUUAUCGGUAAACUAGGAUACGGGGCCUAUUCCACCGUGUGGCUAUGCCAUGAUCAGCGUAAUCGCAUCCAUGUAGCAGCCAAAGUUCUGACGGCCGCAUUCUCAGGGCAAAAGUCUAGAGAGGUGGAAGUUUACCAACACCUGAGCCGGCUGGGUCGAUCCCACGUCGGAAGUGCCUCCAUUCGGGGGCUGUAUGAUAUGUUCGAUAUAUCUGGACCAGACGGCCUGCACCGAUGCUUGGUGCAAAUGUCGAUGCACGCGCUGCGAAUGCGAGCUGGGUCUGGUAAACUCAAUAUCAAAGCAUCAAACAUCAUGCUCAGCAUUGACGAUGAGACAAUCCUGUCGAAUUUCGAAAGGACAGAAGCAGAGCAUCCCAGCCCCCGGAAGACCGUGGACGCCAAUCGCACGAUAUACGUAUCGCGGAAGCUUCCUUCUCCGAAGCGAGAUCGAUGGGGUCAACCCGUACUAUGUGAUCUCGGGGAAGCUAGAAUUGGCAAGCUCCAUAGAGGGGAUAUCCAACCCAACAUCUAUAAAGCUCCGGAGGUCCUGUUUGACAUGCCGUGGAGCUUUAGUGCUGAUAUAUGGAUCGUCGGUGUCAUGAUCUGGGAUAUCUUUGAAAACAAGCAUCUGUUCAAUGCACUUGACGAAGACAGGGACUACUCCCCAUCCCAUCAUGUCGCCGAGAUGGUGGCAUACCUAGGAGUCCCACCGCUUCACUUUCUCCAGCGCAGCGAGGAAACGCGCAAUGUCUUUGACGAGAAGGGCCAAUGGUUAGGGGCAGGUGGAGUGUCCGUUCCAUCGAUCUCAUUAGAAGAAUCGGAGGAGAACCUCGAAGGACCAAACAAGCAACUCUUUUUGCAGUUCCUGCGGUCAAUGCUGCGGUGGGUUCCUGAGGAGAGGAAACUGCAAAGGAAUUAUUGGACGACCCUUGGUUGAACGCUGAAUAGGGAUAUCAUGUGGUUCAAUGCAGGUGAAGCUAUACAGCAUGCAUGAAUAAUUCUGGGCCUCUAUGAAAUGAGGACGAUUUGACGAAAUUCUUCCCAGAUCGCUGGAGAUCACCUACAAUGUCCCGUACAUGAAACAUAAUGUUGUUG